Messenger RNA from Anthostomella pinea, 1527 nucleotides. The record is from the annotation of a GenBank genome assembly. NCBI's taxonomy places the organism in Eukaryota, Fungi, Ascomycota, Sordariomycetes, Xylariales, Xylariaceae.
AUGGCGUCGUUCCCUUCGCUGUCGCAGGAGGUGCUCGACAUGAUCCUGGAGCCGCUCAUUCCUGAACCCAUCCCCACUGACGGAAACACGGCUGACAUGCUCUAUGAUUACGGUCAAAGCUACGCAACUCUGUACAGCCUAUGUACGUCUCGGUUGUGGCGCCGCGUUGCACAACCGAGCCUUCACCGCAACGUCAUCGUCAACCAGCCGUUGGAGCUUCUCCGCCUCUACCGGACUCUUCUAGGCAACCGGGCCCUUCGCUCGUCUGUGCGACACUUCGCCUGUCUCACUGAUCUCGUCUUUCAUGACCAGCCUAUCCAAGAGAACAUCGAAACCGAAUGGGAUUGCGAGGUCCAGUCUCACGCUGACAGACUGAAAGCAUGGAACUCUGCAACCCCCUCCUUCAACAAUGCGGAUGUCAACCCACUAGAAACAAAGUUUCUAGAUGAUCUGGACCUUGCCGACAUCGAUACACUCACCGUGGGACAUGACUGCUAUCUACAGCGGGUGACUGCCAUGAUACUGGUCCUCUCGGGCGGACUUGUCGACUUCCUCAUGUAUGUACCAGAGAUCGACUUUCCACUGGAUGAGGCAGACAGCGACGAUGAACACCCUGUCCUCGAUUCGCGCCUGGCGAACACCAUGCGCUUUGGUGAUCCUACCUGCACACAUGCCCUCCGUCGCAUCCUCACACGCCUCGCCUUAAUCCGACUCCAACGCUCACCGGACCGACAGCAUGAAUAUGCAGAGAUGGACUGGAACCAAAGCUACGGCAUCGGAAUCAAUGCUGCCCAGAUCCCAAUGUUUGGCAUCGGACAAACCAAGAAGGUGGAGAUCUAUGGCGACAAUGGCGUCUGGAACAAGCCGACCGCUGCCAUGGAAUGUCUCGUCGACCUUCGUUUGAGCUUCAGUCGGACCUCGCCCACCUGCAUCUGCGAGAUCCUGAAGUUCAGUCGCAACCUGAAGAUAUUACACUGCGAGAGAGACACCCAUCAGGAAGAAUCCGAGAAGCUUGCCUGGGGACUUCCUCCAAAAGACAUCAACGAGGCCCUAUUACAGGGCGCGGAUACGCUUCAGACCUUGCGCCUGGACACCAUCGCUGGACAGUACUUGCCUGACAACGCUCCUGCCCGGCAAGCGACUGUCACCUGUCUGCCUGCAUUCGAGAACCUGCGGCACCUGGCCAUCGGCCUGACGAAACUAUUGGGUACCUGGACCGACCGAUCGGACAACGAGACAGCCUACCCACCUCUUUCGACCAUCCUUCCCAAGCAGCUGCACACCCUCGAACUCAUCGAGCGACUGUACGAAGGCGAGAAGAUGAACCUGCGCUACGACCAUAAACAAGCAGACAAGCACGAACAAUGGCUGGAGAUCAUGUUCGACGGCCUCAUCAAGGAAUGCGAAGAUGACCAGUGGCCCAGCCUGCGAGAGCUGACGUUCCGCGCAGCCAACAUGUCCGGAGAUAGCGGCAUCCACACCAUACAGAGAAAGGACACGAGAACACCGGAUGCGAUUUUGGAUUAG